GUAGAGCAUCAACAUCAUAAGAGAGAAGGGGGAUCUUACGGAAGACCUUUUGAAUCGCAGCCUUGGUCGUUAAACGGCUGUUAUCAAUCGUUUCGAAGUUAACGGAUAAAUUAAAUAGGAUUUAAACAUGACUUUAAGAGGGCCACUGUGUCGUCUCCUACGGACGCAACUCAACAAUACCUGUCAGAGCAGAGCGCAUUCUGUGGCUGUUUUAGGAGCACCAUUCUCAAAAGGACAGAAAAGGGGAGGGGUGGAAAAUGGACCCAAAGCCAUCAGAGAUGCUGGUCUGAUCGAGAGACUUUCACAUCUGGAUUACCCAGUGCAUGACUUUGGAGACCUGAGCUUCCAGCAUCUGGAGAAGGACGAGCCCUACAUGCACGUCCCCUUCCCUCGCACUGUGGGCAGAGCUAACAAACUGCUGUCAGGGGCCGUCAGCAACGCUGUGGGAGCCGGACACACUACCAUCAUGCUGGGAGGAGACCACAGCCUGGCCAUUGGUUCAGUGGAAGGCCAUGCCAAGCAGCGUCCUGACCUGUGUCUGAUCUGGGUCGACGCCCACGCUGACAUAAACACGCCCUUCACCUCUCCCUCAGGCAACCUCCACGGACAGUCGGUGGCCUUCAUGCUCAAAGAGCUGCAGAACAAGAUGCCAGAGCUCCCAGGCUUCUCCUGGGUGAAGCCCUUCCUGUCGGCUAAAGACCUGGUCUACAUUGGCCUAAGAGACGUAGACCCGGGAGAGUACGACAUCCUGAAGGACUUGGGUGUCCAGUACUUCACAAUGAGAGACAUCGACAGGCUCGGCAUCCAGAGAGUCAUGGAAGUCACUUUCGACCACCUCUUGUCAAGGAAGCAGCGGCCGAUCCAUCUGAGUUUUGACAUUGAUGCGAUGGACCCGUCUUUGGCCCCAGCCACAGGAACACCAGUGAACGGAGGUCUGACUUACAGAGAAGGAAUCUGGAUCACAGAGGAGAUCCACAACACAGGGUUGUUGUCAGUGAUGGACCUUGUUGAGGUCAACCCAGACCUGGGGGCGAGUCGUGAGGCGGUGGAGAGCACUGCUUCCAUGGCGGUGGACGUCAUCGCAUCCGCCCUAGGGCAGACCCGUGAGGGAGGUCCCAUCACCCAGGAGUCACAAACGCUUAAAGAGGACACGGAACAGCUCCGGCUCUAGAACACACAGCUUCUAGAACACACAGCUUCUAGAACACACAGCUUCUAGAACACACAGCUUCUAGAAGACUAAGAACUUUCAACAUGUGACCACUUGGCAUUCCUGAAUUCUAAAAGACUUUACCUACACACACUGAUGCAGUAGUUGGAAAGCCUUCUGUGUGUGUGGUGCUGUAUGGCAACCUGUUCAACAGACAGUCAAACUUCAACCAUGACUGAACUUGUAAUAACCAAUAAGCCCCAAUUAAAGGCUUUAUACGCCUUAUUUACUAAGAUGACUUGAAAAACUUAGCCUGGGCCCAGAUCUUUGCUAUCAUAUCAUCUGUUUGGCAGGACAAGGAAUCACACAAAAUAGUCACACAAACAGACUGGUACCCAGGCUAUAGAAAGCUCUCAUCUAAAAUGUCAACUGUAAUUGAUGUGAUCAGCUGGUCUCCCUGGCCUUUGGAAAGACAGCCUCCCUAGCUCCACUAGGGAAAUGUUGACUGUAUUUGACCGUGAUCAGCAGUGUGCCAUAGACAUAGUGAUCAGCAGUGUGCCAUAGACAUAGUGAUCAGCGGUAUGCCAUAGACAUAGUGAUCAGCAGUGUGCCAUAGACAUAGUGAUCAGCAGUGUGCCAUAGACAUAGUGAUCAGCGGUAUGCCAUAGACAUAGUGAUCAGCAGUAUGCCAUAGACAUAGUGAUCAGCAGU
This is a messenger RNA of Oncorhynchus tshawytscha (Chinook salmon), 1861 nucleotides long. Its product is annotated as arginase-2, mitochondrial. The transcript is spliced from 8 exons. Lineage: Eukaryota; Metazoa; Chordata; Actinopteri; Salmoniformes; Salmonidae. Bases 128 to 1171 code for a protein of 347 amino acids. Gene Ontology annotation, cellular component: mitochondrion; cytoplasm. The record is from RefSeq and is a predicted model, not a curated record. Gene Ontology annotation, molecular function: manganese ion binding; arginase activity.